CUCUAACCGGAAACAGCUAGCUUAUAACUUCUUACGAACCUGGUGGUGCGGCAGCUAGUAGAAUAAGCUGCGUUUAGUUGUAUUCAUAUGCAAUAAACAGGGUUUUUACCCAUUUUAUUUCCCUCUGGAGGCUGUCUUUUGUUGGGAAUUCGCUCCAGGAUGAUUCCUACCGAGGACGCGUCCGCCAGGAAGCGAGAGAUCGAGGAGAAACUGAAGCAGGAGCAGGAAACUCUGGCAUUCAUCAGAGAGAACAUGGAGAAGAGCGAUCAGCUGACCAAAGGCAUGGUUUCCAUUCUGUCAUCGUUCGAGAGCCGCCUGAUGCAGCUGGAGAACUCCAUCAUCCCGGUCCACAAGCAGACGGAGAACCUGCAGCGUCUGCAGGAGAACGUGGACAAAACCCUGUCCUGCAUGGACCACGUCAUCAGCUACUACCACGUGGCCAAAGACACGGACCGGAUCAUCCGGGAGGGACCUGCAGGCAGACUGGACGAGUAUCUCGCUUGUAUCGCAAAGAUUCAGAAAGCCGUGGAAUAUUUUCAGGACAACAACCCCGACAGUCCUGAGCUCAACACCGUGAAAGCGCGUUUUGAGAAAGGCAAAGAGCUGCUGGAGGCCGAGUUUCGUAGCCUCCUGACCCGCUACAGUAAACCCGUCCCUCCCAUCCUCAUCCUGGACACCAUCAGUGUGGACGAGGACAUGGAGCUGCAGGAGGAGGUGGUUCUGGAACAUCUGCCCGAAGCCGUGCUGCAGGACAUCAUCUGCAUCUCUGGCUGGCUGGUGGAAUACGGACGCAACCAAGACUUCAUGAACGUGUACUACCAGAUCCGGUCCAGCCAGCUGGACCGCUCCAUCAAAGGCCUGAAGGAUCACUUCCGUAAGAACAGCGCCUCCUCCGGCAUCCUCUACUCGCCCGCCGUCCAAACCAAACGCAAGGACACGCCCACCAAGAAGGCGCCCAAGAGACCAGCAGGAUAUGAUCACGACCCGCGGGUCAAACACUCCUCAGACGUCCUGAACGAGAAGCACGGGGCCGCCGCAGGGAAAGACGAUGUCUUGGACAUCGAGAUCGACUCGUACAUCCACUGUAUCAGUGCUUUUGUGAAGCUGGCUCAGAGCGAGUACGCCCUGCUGACAGAGAUCAUCCCCGAGCAUCAUCAGAAGAAGACCUUCGACUCCCUGAUUCAGGAGGCGCUGAACAACCUGAUGCUGGAAGGAGACAACAUCGUGUUCGCGGCUCGCCGAGCCAUCGAGCGCCGCGACUACUCCGCCAUCCUCACCAUCUUCCCCAUCCUGCGCCACCUGAAGAUGAACAAGUCCGAGUUCGACUCCACGCUGCAGGGAACGGCGGCGAGCACCAAGAACAAGCUGCCGACGCUCAUCACCUCCAUGGAGACGAUCGGAGCCAAAGCUCUGGAGGAGUUCGCCGACAGCAUCAAGAACGACCCAGAUAAAGAGUACAACAUGCCUAAAGAUGGAACCGUCCACGAGCUCACCAGCAACGCCAUCCUGUUUCUGCAGCAGCUGCUGGACUUCCACGAGACGGCCGGGGCCAUGCUGGCCUCACAAGUUCUGGGGGACACUUACAAUAUCCCCUUAGACCCCCGAGAGACGAGCUUGGCGAGCAGCUACACGUCGGACUUCAACAAACGCCUCCUCAGCACCUACAUCUGUAAAGUUCUAGGAAACCUGCAGCUGAACCUGCUCAGUAAGUCCAAAGUUUACGAGGACUCUGCUCUGAGCGCCAUCUUCCUGCACAACAACUACAACUACAUCCUGAAGUCUCUGGAGAAGUCCGAGCUGAUCCAGCUGGUCACGGUGACGCAGAAGCGAGCGGAGAGUUUCUACAGAGAGCUGAUCGAGCAGCAGAUCGACAUGUAUCAGAGAAGCUGGCUGAAGGUCACCGAACAUCUGACGGACAGGAACAUGCCCGUCCUGCAGCCCGGCGCCAAGCUGAAAGAUAAAGAGCGACAGGUGAUCAAAGAUAAAUUCAAGGGGUUUAACGACGGUUUGGAGGAGCUGUGUAAGACCCAGAAGGGCUGGGCCAUCCCCAACAAAGAACAGCGGGACUUCAUCCGCCAGGCGCAGAAGAAAGUGGUUUCUGAUGCUUACAGGAACUUCCUGCAGAGGUGUGCGAACAUUUCCUUCACCAAGAACCCCGAGAAGUAUCUCAAAUAUCAACCGGAGGAAGUGGAGGAGAUGAUUGAGAAGCUGUUUGAUACGUCCGCCUGAUGAAACCUUCGUCCUCCUCUUCCUCAUUUAUGUAAAUGUGUCGGACAAAUAAACACUAAAUUUCCCUCCGGGUUCAUGAUUUUCAUUAAUGACUGAGAGAAGUGGACAGAUGUCUUCUGAGGGACGAGGCUGCCAACAGGAAGUGAGUUUUUACUCAAAUGUUCCUGUUUGAAGAUAAAAACACAAAAGCACCUGAACCAUCAGGACUUUUCUGGAGGAAAGGGAACCGAGUACUGUUUUUACUAAUUUAUUGACCUGAUUCUCAGUGGAACUGCUCAUUUUUUGUUUUAAUUCAAGAAAAAAAAAAGGCAUUUCAAAGUAAUAAAUUGUACAACGUUGAAACUAAA
Austrofundulus limnaeus is the source of this 2576-nucleotide messenger RNA. It is a transcript of the gene exoc7, whose product is annotated as exocyst complex component 7. Lineage: Eukaryota; Metazoa; Chordata; Actinopteri; Cyprinodontiformes; Rivulidae. Bases 160 to 2229 code for a protein of 689 amino acids. The record is from RefSeq and is a predicted model, not a curated record. Gene Ontology annotation, molecular function: phosphatidylinositol-4,5-bisphosphate binding. Gene Ontology annotation, biological process: exocytosis. Gene Ontology annotation, cellular component: exocyst. The transcript is spliced from 20 exons.